Molecule: messenger RNA, 3718 nt
Organism: Chelonoidis abingdonii (Abingdon island giant tortoise)
Lineage: Eukaryota; Metazoa; Chordata; Testudines; Testudinidae
Source: RefSeq, a predicted model, not a curated record
UGACAGUCUCGGGCUUGCGGCAUCUUUGUCUCGGUGUGAGGCGGGGGCCGGGCGGCCCGCUGUGUGGGGAACCCCGGGGCUGACUGGUCCUGGCCCCCUGCACCCCGAUGGGCCUGGUGGAGCCGGCGCCAUGGCUGCCCUGUACCAGAGCGCGGACCCGUCCGCCUCGGCCUCCCCCAACAAGCUGCUGGCGCUGAAGGACGUGAGGCAGGUGAAGGAGGAGACCACCCUGGACGAGAAGCUUUUCCUGCUGGCCUGCGACAAAGGUGACUAUUACAUGGUUAAUAAACUCUUGGAGCAGAACAGCUCAGGUGACAUGAACAUAAAUUGUGUGGAUGUGCUUGGAAGAAAUGCUAUAACCAUUACCAUUGAAAAUGAAAACUUGGACAUAUUACAGCUUCUUUUGGAUUAUGGCUGUCAGUCAACAGAUGCACUUUUGGUGGCGAUUGACUCAGAAGUGGUGGGAGCUGUUGAUAUUUUACUUAAUCAUCGACCAAAACGAUCCUCAAGACCAACUAUUGUAAAACUUAUGGAGCGUAUUCAGAACCCAGAGUACUCAACAACUAUGGAUGUAGCGCCUGUCAUUCUAGCUGCUCAUCGUAACAAUUAUGAGAUCCUUACUAUGCUGUUGAAACAGGAUGUAUCUCUACCCAAACCUCACGCUGUUGGCUGUGAAUGCACCUUGUGCACGGCAAAGAACAAAAAGGAUAGCCUACGGCACUCCAGAUUUCGUCUUGACAUCUAUCGUUGUUUGGCCAGUCCUGCCUUAAUAAUGUUGACAGAGGAGGAUCCAAUCCUGAGAGCUUUUGAACUUAGUGCAGACUUAAAAGAGUUAAGUCUUGUCGAAGUUGAAUUCAGAAAUGAUUAUGAGGAACUAGCCCAACAGUGCAAAACCUUUGCUAAAGAUUUACUUGCACAGGCACGGAACUCACGGGAGCUGGAAGUUAUCCUAAACCAUACAGCUAGUGAUGAGCAUGUGGACAAACGAGGAUUGUUAGAAGAGAGGAUGAAUUUGAGUCGCCUAAAACUUGCUAUCAAGUAUAACCAAAAGGAGUUUGUUGCCCAGUCUAACUGCCAGCAGUUUCUCAACACUGUGUGGUUUGGACAGAUGGCAGGCUACCGACGCAAGCACACGUGUAAGAAGAUUUUGACUGUUUUGACAGUUGGCAUCUUUUGGCCAGUUCUGUCUCUCUGUUACUUAUUAGCCCCUAAAUCUCGAGUAGGUCGAAUAAUUCACACUCCUUUUAUGAAGUUUAUUAUUCAUGGAGCUUCAUAUUUCACAUUCCUGCUAUUACUUAACUUGUAUUCACUGGUUUACAAUGAGGAUAAGAAGAAUACAAUGGGGCCAGCGCUUGAGAGAAUAGACUAUCUUCUGAUAAUAUGGCUUAUUGUAUCAUUGAUAAUAUCAACACAUCCCAGGGAAGCAUAUUUGCAAGUUAAUUGUGCUUGGUGCAGAACCAGUAGAGGGAGCACAGAUACUGCUUUUGAGUCAAGAAUGGUGUGGUCAGAUGUUAAAAGACUUUGGUAUGAAGGCCUGGAAGACUUUUUAGAAGAAUCUCGGAAUCAGCUUAGUUUUGUCAUGAAUUCCCUCUAUUUGGCAACCUUUGCUCUCAAAGUAGUUGCUCAUAACAAGUUCCAUGAUUUUGCUGAUAGAAAGGACUGGGACGCAUUCCAUCCUACACUGGUGGCAGAAGGUCUCUUUGCUUUUGCUAAUGUUCUUAGUUACCUUCGACUCUUCUUCAUGUAUACAACCAGUUCUAUCCUAGGACCACUUCAGAUUUCAAUGGGGCAGAUGUUGCAAGACUUUGGAAAAUUCCUAGGGAUGUUCCUUCUUGUCUUGUUCUCAUUCACAAUUGGAUUGACCCAACUGUAUGACAAAGGAUUUACUGUAAAUGAAGAGAAGGACUGUGCAGGGAUCUUCUGUGAACAGCAAAGCAAUGACACAUUCCAUUCGUUUAUUGGCACCUGCUUUGCUCUGUUCUGGUACAUAUUCUCCCUUGCACAUGUAGCAAUCUUUGUCACUAGAUUUAGCUACGGUGAAGAAUUGCAGUCUUUUGUGGGCGCUGUUAUUGUUGGUACCUACAACGUAGUGGUUGUGAUUGUCCUUACCAAGCUCUUAGUGGCAAUGCUUCAUAAAAGCUUUCAGCUGAUAGCAAAUCAUGAAGACAAAGAAUGGAAAUUUGCUCGUGCCAAACUUUGGCUUAGCUACUUUGAUGAUAAAUGCACACUACCUCCACCUUUCAAUGUCAUUCCCUCUCCCAAGACUAUCUGCUAUCUCUUCAACAGUCUUAGUAAAUGGAUCGGCUCUCAUACUUCGACUGGCAAAGUCAAACGUCAGAAUAGCCUAAAGGAAUGGAGAAAUCUGAAGCAAAAGAGGAAUGAGAAUUACCAAAAGGUGAUGUGUUGUUUAGUCCAUCGUUACUUAACCUCCAUGAGACAAAAGAUGCAAAGCAUGGAUCAAGCAACUGUGGAAAAUCUCAAUGAACUGCGGCAAGAUUUAUCAAAAUUUCGAAAUGAAAUGAGGGAUCUGCUUGGCUUUCGGACAUCUAAAUAUGCUAUGUUUUAUCCAAGAAACUAAGAUCCAGAUUUUAAAAGGAACAUGUCUAACUUUAGGUACUCACAGUUGAAAGUGUUGGCCUAAGUCUGUUGCCAGACCAAAUAGAAAAGCAAAUUUUUUCCACAACCUUAAAUUCAAGAAUGUAUUUGCAUAAGUUUCAGCUAAGUUCAAAAGAUGCGGAAAUGAAUGCAAAAACUGUCAUUCUUUUAAGCUCUUGAAGUGUGUAAUGUACCAGUAUGUAAAAUAUGUAUAUAGCAUUUUACAAUAAAUGUUCCCCAAAAUAUGGAUUUUGACAGGUCACAUUAGCUGUUGGGCUUUGGGUCUUCAUAGCUGGCAUGUUGCAUUUAUUUCCCCUAUAUUUGCUGUUUUGUCCCUCUUGGUUACUGUUUUUUCAAGUUGUGGGAAAAGAUGGAGAUCUUAACAAUACUUAAAUAUACCUAGUGCUUUUAUAAUAGAAAUUUAACCAGUAUGUGAUUUAAAGUAGGUUGCAGAAGACUGCAUGACUCCAAAAAUGUUUUUGUACAUGAUGCUGUUGACUGAAUAUUAACAACUGUAAAACAUUGGGAAAUGAAAUUUGUGAUUUGUUCCCUGAAAAUUGCAGAGUACUGUGGAUGCUGAACUCUGGACGUAGAGCCAAAGUAAGCUACCCAUCUCCAGAACUUUCAUGGAUCUGUUUAAAAUAGUUAUGUCCUCUCAAAACAUAUUAAGAUUUUUCAGGUAGCACCCUGUGUGUACAUUUGCAAUAUGCAACUCUUGGGAUUUGGGAUUUUUUUAAUUAGCCUCUUAAUUUUGAGUAGUGUUCAGAAAACCUUGUGUAUCUGGAUUACACACAGUUGUUCUUUUGGCAUAGGAAAACAUAAUUUUUAACAAGAAUUAGAUAUCAGUCUAGAGCAUGAAUGUUACUUGUUUGCCAGGCUAAAUAUUUCUUGUCCAUUAAAAUAAAUGGAAAUACUGUACAAUUAUUUCUAUGUAAGAACAUACAAUAUGCCUGGACAUUGGAAGAUGUGCAUUCAGAAGGCUCUCUUUUAGAGUAUGUAUACACCACAGCUGUGAAUGUGUUUUCCAGCACAAUAGUACUCCUGGGCGAAUUCUGCACCAAAAAGGUAUUAAAAAUUCUGCAACAAAAGAUUAAAAAUGUUGCGCACUUUUUAAAAUUCUGCU